AUGGCAGUGUCGUCAGAUCUAGAGGCAACCAUGACGACGAUCAACGGAUCCUCCUGUCCGGAGACCGUUGCUAAUGGCAGCAAUGGCAUCAACGGCUCCAACGGCUGCAGCGACGCGGUAGCAACACAUGCGACGCCGACCACACCGGUUAUGACUGCAACGCGCACGUCACGGACACCCAGCUUGACCGGUCUUUCACUUACAGAGUACAGCGCCAACCCAUCGCCACCGUCGGAGAGCAAACGUCGAAAGGCCAAAAAGGUGGUGCCUGACGACUUCAUACUACCAAGUGGACACCCGGAUUAUCUGCGCCUGAUCCUGACUUCCAAGGUCUACGAGGUAUGCAAGGAGACAUCACUCACCCAUGCCGUCAACCUCAGCAACCGCCUAGAGUGCAAGGUGCUCUUGAAGAGGGAGGAUGAGCAGCCCGUCUUCAGCUUCAAGCUGCGCGGUGCGUACAACAAGAUGGCUCACCUCGACCGCCUCCAAUCUUGGCGGGGCGUCGUCUGCUGCUCGGCUGGCAACCACGCUCAGGGGGUAGCCUAUUCUGCCCGCAAGCUCAAGAUCCCCGCCACCAUCGUCAUGCCCGAGGGCACCCCCAGCAUCAAGCACCUCGCCGUGGCCCGUAUGAGUGGCCAUGUCGUGCUGCACGGGGCGGAUUUUGACGCAGCCAAGGAGGAGUGCGCCCGGCGCGAGAAGCACGACGGGCUGAUCAACAUCCCCCCCUUUGACGACCCCUACGUCAUCGCCGGCCAGGGCACCAUAGGGAUGGAGCUGCUCCGCCAGACCAACCUACAGAAGCUGGAGGCCAUCUUCUGCUGCGUGGGCGGAGGCGGGCUCAUCGCCGGCAUAGGCGUUUACGUUAAGCGGAUCGCACCACACAUCAAGAUCAUCGGCGUUGAGACCUAUGACGCCAACGCCAUGACGCAGUCGCUGGCCAAGGGCGAGCGUGUAAUACUCAAGGAUGUCGGCCUCUUUGCCGACGGUGCCGCUGUCAAGACAGUAGGCGAAGAGCCUUUCCGCAUCUGCCAGGAGGUCAUCGAUGAGAUGGUCCAGGUGACUACGGACGAGGCGUGCGCUGCCAUCAAGGACAUAUUCGAGGACACCAGGUCCGUCGUCGAGCCCGCAGGUGCUCUGGCCCUGGCCGGGCUCAAGAAGUGGGUCGCAGCCAACCCGUCAACCGACCAGAACCGUUCCCUCGUCGCCAUCACGAGCGGGGCAAACAUGAACUUUGACCGGCUGCGCUUCGUGGCAGAGCGCGCCAACGUCGGUGAGGGCCGCGAGGCGCUACUGGCGGCCCGCAUCCCCGAGAAGCCGGGUUCAUUCGCCAAGCUCAUCGAAGCCAUCAUGCCCAACAACGUCACCGAGUUCACAUACCGCUACACGGAUGGUGAGAUUGCCAACAUAAUGCUGGGACUGUCGCUCACGGCGCCGGUAGCGCAGCGUGCCCACCAGCUGCAGCUGCUCAUGGGCCGCAUCGCGGCGGCCGGCAUGGAUGUCACGGACCUGUCGGGUGACGAGCUGGCCAAAAGCCACGUGCGGUAUCUUGUGGGAGGACGGGCCGAUGUGCCCAACGAGAGGCUGUACAUGUUUGAGUUCCCGGAGCGGCCCGGCGCGCUGGAGAAGUUCCUGGCGACCCUGCGGCCGCGAUACAACAUCAGCCUGUUCCAGUACCGCAACUACGGCAGCGACGUCGGCAAGAUCUUGGCGGGCAUUCAGUGCCCAGAUGAAGAGAUGCCGGAGCUGGUCAAGUUCCUCAGGGAGAUUGGAUACCCGUGGUCCGACUGCACGCAAUCGGAGGUGGCCAAGACUUUCUUACGUCCGGGGGUCAGUCAAGAGGGUGCAUUGCCUUGUUAG
This is a messenger RNA of Pyricularia pennisetigena, 1857 nucleotides long. RefSeq lists its product as uncharacterized. NCBI's taxonomy places the organism in Eukaryota, Fungi, Ascomycota, Sordariomycetes, Magnaporthales, Pyriculariaceae. Bases 1 to 1857 code for a protein of 618 amino acids. The record is from RefSeq and is a predicted model, not a curated record. Gene Ontology annotation, biological process: L-threonine catabolic process. The transcript has a single exon. Gene Ontology annotation, molecular function: threonine deaminase activity; pyridoxal phosphate binding.